Acanthosepion pharaonis is the source of this 726-nucleotide messenger RNA. The record is from the annotation of a GenBank genome assembly. NCBI's taxonomy places the organism in Eukaryota, Metazoa, Mollusca, Cephalopoda, Sepiida, Sepiidae.
AUGAAUCUAUCUAUCUAUCUAUCUAUCUAUCUAUCUAUCUAUCUAUCUAUUUCAGGCUGUUCAUAUCUCUCUCUCUCUCUUUCUUUCUUUCUUUCUUUCUAUCUAUCUAUCUAUCUAUCUAUCUAUCUAUCUAUCUAUCUAUCUAUCUAUUUCAGGCUGUUCAUAUCUAUCUCUUUCUUUCUUUCUUUCUAUCUAUUUCAGGCUGUUCAUAUCUAUCUAUCUCUUUCUUUCUUUCUUUCUAUCUAUUUCAGGCUGUUCAUAUCUAUCUAUCUCUUUCUUUCUUUCUUUCUUUCUAUCUUUCUAUCUAUCUAUCUAUCUAUCUAUCUAUCUAUUUCAGGCUGUUCAUAUCUAUCUCUUUCUUUCUAUCUAUCUAUUUCAGGAUGUUCAUAUCUGUCUCUUUCUUUCUAUCUAUCUAUCUAUCUAUCUAUCUAUCUAUCUAUCUAUCUAUCUAUCUAUCUAUUUCAGGCUGUUCAUAUCUCUUUCUUUCUUUCUUUCUUUCUAUCUAUCUAUCUAUCUAUCUAUCUAUCUAUCUAUCUAUCUAUCUAUUUCAGACUGUUCAUAUCUAUCUCAGAAUCUAUCUAUCUAUCUAUCUAUCUAUCUAUCUAUUACAUUGUUUCUCCUUUUUAUAUUGUUCCCAUGGUAAUGUCUCUAUGUGCUGCUUGGCUGUCUUCUCUUCCUUUCUCCAUUCCAGUUGCAAACCAUGGCUUAGCGGGUGGCAUUGGAUGA